This is a messenger RNA of Penicillium pulvis, 957 nucleotides long. Its product is annotated as NifU family protein. Gene Ontology annotation, cellular component: mitochondrion. Gene Ontology annotation, molecular function: iron ion binding; iron-sulfur cluster binding. Gene Ontology annotation, biological process: iron-sulfur cluster assembly. Bases 1 to 957 code for a protein of 318 amino acids. Lineage: Eukaryota; Fungi; Ascomycota; Eurotiomycetes; Eurotiales; Aspergillaceae. The record is from RefSeq and is a predicted model, not a curated record. The transcript is spliced from 3 exons.
AUGUCAGUCAGCUCAACAUCCACGAACAUGUUCCGACGCGCCCUUUCCAGCGCUCGAGUUUCCAACUCCAUCUCCAAGUCCAUCAGACCCGCCGUCUUCAGUCCCUGCAGGAGCGUGUCGAGCGCUGCGCGCCUGCCCACCAUCACAGCUUCAGAGACUCGCCGCCGGCCAACACUAAGACCGAACCAGCAGCCUGUGGCCGCGACCGGUGUGAACGGACUGUCGCCGACCAGCAAGCGGACCAUUUUCAUCCAAACCGAGAACACUCCUAAUCCUGAUGCCCUAAAAUUCAUUCCCAAUCACGCCGUUCUGCCCGAGGACUUCCCUACCUCUUUCCUCGAAUACCUUACUCCCCGCUCCACUCUCGCCCCUCCCUACCCAUCUCCCCUCGCCGCCAAACUCUUCGACGUUGAAGGGGUCACCUCUGUCUUCUACGGAUCAGACUUCAUUACCGUCACCAAGGCCGGUGACGCAAACUGGGCGCACAUUAAGCCUGAGGUUUUCAGCCUGAUUACACAGGCCGUUACCUCGGGAGAAACGAUUGUGUCAGUCGUCGAGGGCACAGGUGAAGCAGGUCAAGAGGUCGAGGAGGAUUCGCUCGCCUACAACGAGAACGAUGACGAGGUUGUCAGCAUGAUUAAGGAGCUUUUGGAGACGCGAAUCCGUCCUGCCAUCCAGGAGGAUGGAGGUGAUAUUGAGCUACGUUCGUUUGAGGACGGUAUUGUUAUGCUGAAGCUGCGUGGAGCGUGCCGUACUUGCGAUUCGAGUACAGUUACGUUGAAGAAUGGCAUUGAGUCAAUGCUGAUGCACUACAUUGAGGAGGUCAAGGGUGUUGAGCAAGUUCAGGAUGAGGAGGAGAUCAUCUCGAUGCAUGAAUUCGCCAAGUUUGAGGAGAAGCUGCGACAGCAGAAGGGCGCCGGGGCCACGGCCUCUGCUCCUUUGGAUUCCGCCCCGUAA